AUGCCCUUGAGCUGGGAAUCACGCAUGGCUCUGCUUUCCAUCUUCAAGAGCACGAAGAACGCGCGUCAUACGUUCGAUUGGAAAGUCUUUAACAACGCGAUGGAAGAGCGGGGGUUUGAGCUAGCACAAGCAGGGGUGGUGGUGACCUAUUUCGUUCCGCCGUUUGGGGGCGGCGGUGCGUUUGUAUUGCACAUGGAUCAUAGGCACACGAUGAGUCGAUCUCAGCAAGACUACGUGAAGAGGCGCCUUUCACACGCGUUCGGUUGGCACGAGCGGACCUUUGUUAACAAUUUCUAA
Molecule: messenger RNA, 297 nt
Organism: Trametes versicolor FP-101664 SS1
Lineage: Eukaryota; Fungi; Basidiomycota; Agaricomycetes; Polyporales; Polyporaceae
Exons: 5
Coding region: 1-297 (98 amino acids)
Source: RefSeq, a predicted model, not a curated record